Molecule: messenger RNA, 911 nt
Organism: Zingiber officinale
Lineage: Eukaryota; Viridiplantae; Streptophyta; Magnoliopsida; Zingiberales; Zingiberaceae
Exons: 2
Coding region: 64-549 (161 amino acids)
Source: RefSeq, a predicted model, not a curated record
CAUGAGCCGCCCUGACAAGGAGACUACGUCAGACGCGAUCCGCCCACCAACGAAUCUAAUCUAAUGCGUUCCACUUCGUGCGAGCUAAUUAUAGGCCUAUUUGAAUGCUGCUCCCUUCUCCCUCCCUCAUCUUCAGCAGAACACCGACAAAGAUCCAAUUUUCUGGUCAUGGCGGCGGCGAAGAUCUGCUUCCAGCGGCCGCUCGAUUCGCUCCGCCGCAAGCUGAAAAAACCCCUGUUCAAGGGAUACGCCAGGGUGCGCCGCGGCGGCGGCGCUGGGUGGUGGUGGAGGUCCGCCCUCCUCUUCUGGAAGCAGAGCCACCAGGGCAGCGGGGAGUCCAGCGUGCGGUGGCGCUCCCGUACCGCGCAGUUGUGGCCCGUGUACACCACUGAGAGCAGCAGCGGAGCCAGGCGGCCGAGGGCGGCGAUGCUGCUAGCUGCAGCGGAGGUCGGAGCGGCGGCCGCGGCAGGGGUGGCCUAUCAGAGACUUAGGGACGCCGGUGGUGAUCACCGGGCGGCAGCUGCGGCGCCCAUCUACAUCGUCACCUGAAUGAAUCAAAGAUCCUUCCUUCUUCCCCUUCUCUGGAAUUAUCAAAAAGAUUGCUUUUUUUUUUUUUCCUUUUCGCGUUCGUAGAUCUCUCGAAUCCAGCGAUCGAUUGCUGAAGCCAAAGACGAACAGGUGAAGGCGUGGACCGGGGAAAAGGCGGCUAUUUCUGAAACGAAGUUCUAGGCGUGGAUGCUUUCAUGUUUGUUGAUGAAUUUCUAAAUGGUUACUAAUUGAGUGUCGAAAUCGGAUAAAGUGCGAACUGGAGUGAUACGGCGGCGUGUGCUGUGAGUGACCUAAAAGUAACGUGGGUUAAUAACCAAGUUGACUUGACAGUCUAAAUUUAAAUGACGUAAGAGUUAAGAGCA